GGUGGGACUGAGCCGCCGCAGCCGCUCGGUCGCUCCCAGAAGCUACAGUUAGCAUCAGCUAGCGAUGCUAACCGCUAACGGCGGAAAAUGUUGACAUUCCAGUCCGUGCUGACGGACCGGGGGAACGGUAGCGGCUUCCGAGGAUCGUGCCAUGACUUCGCCGAGCCGUGCUGUUGAUGUUUCCGAGCUUUGAGCUAUGCUCUCACGAAAGAAAAGCAAAAACGAAGCGUCGAAACCAGCCGAGGUUCACGGGAAGUAUGUGAAGAAGGAGACGUCGCCGUUCCUCCGAAAUCUCAUGCCCUCCUUCAUCCGCCAUGGACCCACUAUUCCUAGACGAACAGAGGGCCCCCCACCAGAGAUGGGGUCGUCUUCCUAUCCUGUGGCGCCCGGCAGGGAGUCCGUGACGUCCCGUAACAAAAGUGUCCUCCGGCCACCUGUACAGAGACCUCCGCACGAGGUGGCCCGCAGAGAAAGCCACCGCAUGUCAGCACCUCCGUACCUGCCGCGCAGUCUGGGAGACCUGUCCCACGAGUACCGGGGCUCGACACAGUCCUUCCUCACAGAAGUGGGUCCCAUGUCUGAAAAUGGAGAAGCCACCCGGUAUUAUUACCCACCUGAACCCUAUUAUGAAAACCAGCAGCAGCGCCAGCCCAAGAGAGUCCAAGAGCGCUUUCCUGAGGACUAUAGAUACUAUGAACACAAUGAACACAACUUCCAAAGACUUCCCCGCCAACACACUUCCCCGUCUCCAAGUCGACCCCCCUCAGGCAUCGGUCGAAUACAGGCCAAGUCCCUGGGGAACCUCUCCAGCCUGACAGGAGACGACGUCCCCCUCCCGGCUGGUUGGAUCGUCGACUGGACCAUCCGUGGCAGGAAGUACUACAUCGACCACAACACCAACACUACACACUGGAGCCACCCUCUGGAGAGGGAGGGGCUCCCCCCGGGCUGGGAGAAGGUGGAGUCCUCUGAGUUUGGCGUGUAUUACGUGGACCACAUCAACAAAAGAGCCCAGUAUCGACAUCCAUGCGCCCCCAGCGUGCCCCGCUACGAUCAGCCCCCGCCACCUCCACUUCCUGUGACCUAUCAGCCACGUCCAGCAGAACGGAACCAGCCCGUGCUCGUGCCGGCGAACCCGUACCACACAGCCGAGAUCCCGGACUGGCUGCAGGUCUACGCCCGCGCACCCCUCAAGUACGACCACAUCUUGAAGUGGGAGCUGUUCCAGCUGGCCGACCUGGACACCUACCAGGGGAUGCUGAAGCUGCUCUUCAUGAAGGAGCUCGAGCACAUCGUCAAGUCCUACGAGGUGUACCGCCAGGCGCUGCUGUCCGAGGUGGAGGCUCGCAAACAGCGGCAGCAGUGGUUCACCCCGCAGCCCAACAAGAACUUCACGGGAAACAUGUGAGGCGUCCGUACAGCAUGGGGGGGGGGGUUAACAUCCGCCCCUUAUGGCUUUCUUACCAAACAUGUGCCUUUUGCUUCAUCCAAAAACAUCCGAGCAUCGCUCACUCUGAACGGGUGAAACGUCACGCUGCCUCCGGGGAGACAUUUAGCCCGAGAGCCGAUUCUAGUUUUCAAGACUGACGCGCCGAGUCUGAACACUCUGCUCUGGAUUAAAACGCAUCUCGAGAUUGUGCCGUUAACGAGGUCAAAUCCAGCAGCUAAUCCGUCAAACGACAGGCAGCUUCUUAUUUAAACACUUCACUCUUUGUAACCUUUAUAAACUUUAAACAGUUCUCUUUACAGCAAAUAAACCUUUCAGUUGUUCUUUCUGUACAUUUUGUAUAAUUCUGCAGACAAUCCAAGCGUUCCAGUGAUUUUCAGAUUAUGUGCGAGGCGUUUGAUGCUCAGCUCUUUUGUAUGUUUUAUAAAACAGAAGCUCGAUGAUGCCUUUUAUCUCUAAAACAAGUAAAGUUUGACAAACA
Molecule: messenger RNA, 1928 nt
Organism: Nematolebias whitei (Rio pearlfish)
Lineage: Eukaryota; Metazoa; Chordata; Actinopteri; Cyprinodontiformes; Rivulidae
Gene: sav1
Product: salvador family WW domain containing protein 1
Exons: 5
Coding region: 197-1408 (403 amino acids)
Biological process (GO): hippo signaling; apoptotic process; regulation of cell population proliferation
Molecular function (GO): protein binding; molecular adaptor activity
Source: RefSeq, a predicted model, not a curated record